AUGCAUAUUACCGAGGAACAAUUGCUCGGCGGCGCUUUGUCACGACUUUACAUCAAUCAUAAGUGGGAACGAAAUCCAAAUCUCUCCGUGAGAGAAAUUUUUUCAUCGGAUGAUGGAUGGCAAUUAUUUAAACAAUCUGCUGCUAUUACUCCGAAUCGUAUUGACAAUGUCAAUAGAUAUGGUCGUGUAGCAACUAUAGGUUCAUCCGGCAAAUACUAUUGCGGUGGCUAUCUUGAUUACAUGCGUUGUCGAUGUUGCAAUGGUCGAUGCGGCCCAAAUAAUGGGUGUAAUUGUUCUGCUUGUAUGGAACUUGAUAUUGAAAAACGCAGACUACCAAAGGGUACAUUGGUCAAUCGCGAUGGUGCACUGGCCAGUCGAAGCCAAAAAGAUCGAAAAACAUUCUAUUGUGGCCGUUGUAUAUUGCAACGAACGAUUGAUUGCAAUGGAUACUGUGGACCCCAGGAUGGACCUCAGUGCUAUGCUUGUCAAGCGCUAAAUGAACAAAUGCCACGUUAUAUGGCAUUAUUACAGUAA
Messenger RNA from Rotaria sordida, 534 nucleotides. The record is from the annotation of a GenBank genome assembly. Lineage: Eukaryota; Metazoa; Rotifera; Eurotatoria; Philodinida; Philodinidae.